Molecule: messenger RNA, 1937 nt
Organism: Cadophora gregata
Lineage: Eukaryota; Fungi; Ascomycota; Leotiomycetes; Helotiales; Ploettnerulaceae
Exons: 2
Coding region: 831-1841 (336 amino acids)
Source: RefSeq, a predicted model, not a curated record
GUCUCCGAUACACCAGAAGCGGCUACAUCGUGCUGCUCCGGGCCGGAAGACAUGAUGUUACAGAUUCGGACGGCUCUUUGUUGAUAUCAUGAACUCUAAUGACUUCGGACUUAAGGACGGUUUAAUCGAGACCGAAACGCUGUGGCUGAUAAAGAUCCCAGCCAAGGUUCAUGGAACAAAUAAGCUUAAUUCCAGACCACAACGUUCUCGACAUCCACGAAGCAAGCGCAAAGUUACAUCUGCGAAGCGUGGGACAACAUCCAUAUUAUCCUCACAAUUACGUGAUGACACUCAUGAGCACUGAGCAGUCUGUACCUAAGCCAUGGACUCUCCACGCGAAUCGGCGGUUCAUCAUCCCGACCCGACGCCCGCGUCAUUGACCCAAGUCUUGGCCCGACACGGAAGCCGAAUACUCGCUUAGAUCCAAAUAGCGGCUCAGAAGCGCGCCAAAUAUUAGACCGCAACGGAGCCCGAGACCAGAUCUCCAACACCUUUUGUUAUGUCCUGUUGCAUCAUGAUUCUGUAUGGCCAAUCCAAAGAUGAUACGGGGAGACGUCUCGCCGGGUUUUGGAGUCAAGCGAGGGUUUUUGAUAUGUUCAUUCCGAAGGCCGAGACUUGGUCGUGGAUCUUUUAUAUAAUUGACUGUGUCCCAAGCCUGUGUGGUACAGUCAGUUGAAUGUCAUCAAGUAGUCUUCUUACCUGCCCAGACGCCUUAAAGAAGCUUAUAUUUAAGCAUUCGGCUGCUUCCGUGUUACUUUCUUCACGCCUCUGCUCAACCCAAUAGGUGUAUAUCGAAUCAUAGACAUUGGCACUUACAAGAAAUAUCAACCAUGUCUGAAUCACAAGACCAACAACAACAUGGACCACCCUACAUCCCCAAAAAGAACGCCCUCAUCGGCGGACACCCCACCCCGUCCCUCGACAUCCCCAUCUCCUCCGUCCUCCUCGCAAUCUACAUCCUCGGCGCCAUCCUCCACAUGACCACCUUCCAACUCAACCGCAAAAGACGCUCCCACAAAUUCCUCAUGUCCUGGGCCCUCUUCGGCUUCUGCAUGGCGCGAAACGCCACCUUCGUCCUGCGCAUCGUAUGGGCCACCCGCCCCACCAACGCCAGCGUCGUGAUCGCAUCCAUGAUCUUCUCCGCUGCAGGCGUCCUGAUCGCUUAUAUAGUGAUGCUGCUCCUUGCGCUGAGGCUGUUUAGGGCGACGCAUCCGGAGUUGGGGUGGAGCGGGAAGUUGAGGGUGGUUUGUAGGGUGUUGUAUGUGGCGCUGUUUGUGGCGUUUGUGUUGACCAUUUCGUUUACGAUUGAGAGCUUUUAUACGCUCGAUGCGGGGAUUAAAAAUGUGGCGCUUUGGGUGCAGAGGGCGAGUAGUUUGGUUAUGUUGUUGUUUAAUGUUGCGGCGCUGGUUGUUCUUUGUCUGUCGAUCUUCCUGCCGAGGAAGUCAGCUCCGGAGAACUUUGGAACGGGAUCGAUCAAGCGGAAGACGGUUAUCCUGAGCAUAAUGAUGUUCUUCGUUCUGUUCAUCAUUGGCUUCCGUUUCGGCACGACUUGGGCGGAUGCGCCACCUGCUUCAAGCCCGGCGUGGUGGGAUUCCAAACCAGCGUUCUAUAUCAUCGAGUUUGGAUUGGAGAUUGUGGUGAUCUUCGGCUUGCUUUUGAUCAGAUUUGAUCGUAUGUUUUGGGUUCCGAAUGGGAGUGCCAAGGCUGGUGACUAUCACAUGUUAGGCGAUGCUGCACAGCAGGAGAAGCGGUUGGAGGAGGGCGAGGAGACGAACGAGAGGUUGCGCAGCUCGGGCGAAGAGAGUUUGCGACAGGUCAAGGAGAAAAAGGAUAAUGCAUAGCGGGAGUGAUAGACGGUGGAUUUUAUCCAGCUGAAGCUGCGAACACCACUCUGGUCAGCUUUGUAAAUAUAUAGACUAAUAGAAUGUAAUGUCAAC